UUUUUAUCCUUUUCCUUUUUCGAUCCCGUCUUCAUCUUUUGAUGAGUUCGUUUAUCAAUACACAGAAAAAAAUACAAAUUUGCUUAGCAUCCACUCGACAUGGCAUCGUCACUUGUCAGCCCGAAAUGAUUUCUUUAUCUGGUCUCUCAAUCGGUUUACAAAUGAACAUUUUAUAUAGGGAAGUCUGCAUCGGUAACGGCAAACGCUCGGAAUUCUUAAAUAGGUGCAAAAAUUUGGUACCCAAGUCAACGAAAUUGUUGCUGCUUAGUUAAGCCUCACACCAUAAAAAAAAAACUCCACUUGAAUGCUCGUAUCUAGUGCUGUGUUCCAGUCCCAAAAUUGCCCAUGUCCAUGUGCAGGAGCCACUUCAAACGGAUGAGCUACCAGACAGCACUGUAGAUUCUUCGUUUCAAUGGGCAGGGAUUACAAGUCUGCAGUCUUGAGCUUUCGCUGUCUUUGCUCCAUCGUCUUCAUCCUCUCUGGGUUUUCGAUCGCUUCAUUCCUCUGCUGGUUUCACUGUACCAGCACUAGUCCAUGCCAUAAGCAGACCCAACUGCUGGGCCGAUAUGAAGAUCGACCUAUCGACCUCCUCACAUUUGCUUCUGCAUGGAACUACCUUGAUUUCGCCCCGGGCCGGCCUCCGAAACUCCUCAAGAUUGCCGUCUUCGUCAAGAAAUGGCCUCAUAGAUCUCACGCAGGCGGACUCGAGAGGCAUGCCUUGACCCUUCACCUAGCGCUCGCCAGAAGAGGCCACGAGCUCCAUAUAUUCACGACUUCUCCUCCGAACUCGUCCUUCCCGAAAUACCCGAUAAGCAGUUUGUACUUUCAUCUCUCUAGGCCAACCGCUGCCGGUUAUCUGGACCAAGCAUUGGUGUGGAAGCAGUUCCAAUCUCAGAAUUCCACAGGUAGACCAUUCGAUGUGAUCCACACAGAGAGUGUUGGUCUGAUGCACACUCGGUCGCGGAACAUAGCCAACCUAGCUGUGAGCUGGCAUGGAAUCGCUUACGAGACCAUACAUUCCGACAUCAUUCAGGAGCUCGUUCGUUCUCCUGACGAGCCACAAUCGUACUCAUUGACUGAAAGAGUGAUGCGGGUGGUCGAAGAGGUGAAGUUCUUUCCGAGUUAUGCUCACCAUGUCGCCACCAGCGAUCACGCCGGAGAUGUACUGAAAAGAGUGUACAUGAUCCCUGAGGAACGAGUCCAUGUGAUCCUCAAUGGCGUGGAUGAAAAUGUUUUCAGGCCAAAUAUCAUCAGCGGUGGGGAUUUCAGAUCGAAGUUUGGGAUUCCUGAUUCUAAAAACCUGGUCAUAGGAUUGGCAGGGAGGUUGGUAAAAGAUAAAGGACACCCGAUAAUGUUCGAAGCCCUAAAGCAGAUACUCAAGGAAAACAAAAAGUUCAGAGAAGAGGUCCUUGUUCUGGUCGCUGGAGAUGGUCCCUGGGGUACCAGAUAUAGAGAUCUUGGUUCCAAUGUUCUGGUUUUGGGGCCACUAGAACAGGCUCAAAUUGCAAGAUUCUAUAAUGCAAUCGAUAUCUUUGCGAACCCAACUGUUCGAGCUCAAGGAUUGGAUCAUACUCUGUUAGAAGCAAUGCUUUCCGGUAAGCCAGUCCUUGCCACAAGGCUUGCCAGUAUAACUGGGUCCGUCAUUGUUAAUGCAGACGUGGGAUACACAUUUCCACCCACAGUGGAUUCGCUAAAGAAAGCUCUCUACAAGGUUUGGGGUGAUGGCAGAAUCAUUUUGGAGAAAAAAGGGCAAGUUGCGCGGCAUAGAGGCUUGCAUUUGUUUGCUGCCACCAAGAUGGCUGCUGCCUACGAAAGGUUGUUUUUGUGUAUGUCAAAUGAUUCGGCAAAAGGAGAAACUUUUUGUAACUAUGAGGAUCCACUUCCCUAAAUCUCGCAAAUGGUAAUGAAGAUUCCCCAAGGCAACAUGAGAGGUGCGGUGCUUUCUGAUGGCUGAGAGGAUUCCCAAGAGCAAAUGCAUUGUGAUUAAAUCUGCAGUGCCAGAGCGAGGUGUUUUGAGAACUGAGGAAACGGGGACAGAUUGGACACUGCCAUCCAUGCUUUUAGUGGAAAGUUUUAAUAGAGAUAAAGCAUCAUCCUUUGAACACUCUUGAUAAGGUGCUUUCUGCAAUGGGAAGACGAAAAUGCGGGAAUGACAGGCUGUAGACUGAAGUUAUUUUGUCGGCAGAUUCGGGUAUUGCUGUUCCUGGACUAUUUGCCGGUAGCUUUCAAGUCCAACAUCAUUUUGCUGCCUGCGCGAGGGUCAAGUAUUUUAUUCUAGCAUGUCUUGUACUUCUCUUAACUCUCAAAUGGUUUGCUUAAUUUGGCAGUGGGCAGUUCCUUAUGCUUCCUGUGCAUGCAACUUGAAGAUAAUGCCUGCUUCCUCUUCGUUUAGUGAAUCUGUGAGGAUGUAUAUGACCAUGUAAUCUUGUGAGUCAAGACUCAUAGAUGUGAUUAUACUGUGGCUUCUAACCGGAUAUUGGUCAACUUGAAAUUGAGCAGAAUGUACAUUUGUUGCAUGCUUUUUUUCUAGUAUAAUGAAUCAGAAUAUUUCUGCCC
Messenger RNA from Eucalyptus grandis, 2556 nucleotides. RefSeq lists its product as uncharacterized. The record is from RefSeq and is a predicted model, not a curated record. Bases 413 to 1888 code for a protein of 491 amino acids. The transcript is spliced from 2 exons. NCBI's taxonomy places the organism in Eukaryota, Viridiplantae, Streptophyta, Magnoliopsida, Myrtales, Myrtaceae.